Molecule: messenger RNA, 7059 nt
Organism: Poecilia reticulata (guppy)
Lineage: Eukaryota; Metazoa; Chordata; Actinopteri; Cyprinodontiformes; Poeciliidae
Source: RefSeq, a predicted model, not a curated record
CGCGGUCAGGUAGGUAUGAAGGGGACAUAUGAGAGGCGGUGCGUAAACAGAGUGGGCGAAGAUGGCGUCGAGUAAGAAGGGCGGAGGGAAUAACAGACUGGAGAGAGUUGUGAAUGGAAGACGCUCAUCCAAAUUCAAAGAGGGUCCCGUUGGUCUUCUUCCAUCGCAAAUGUCAACAGCUGACCCUGACAGCGCCAACCUGAUCAGCAGAGAGGAGGCUGACAUGGACAAAGCCUUGAACUCAGAUUCUGUGAUGGACACCCAGGCAGUGUUUGCGGCACUGUACGGCGUAUGUGAUGAAAACGUGGCUUUCUUCUCGGGUGGAGCCAAGGGGACCCAGAGUGAUGCUGGUCGACGUCUGGUGGAGGCCAUGAAACUGAUCCAGGAACACGCUCGCAGCCUGGAGCCUGUUAUUUCUGGCUUUGCUGCCGUUUAUCAACAUUUUGACUUUGAUCCACACAUACCUGCUAAUGGCUAUCGCUCGCUCGUCAAGGUUGUGCGUUGCUGUCUUCUCCACAUCAUCCACAAGGGGCGCUACAUCACAGCCAACCGUCGCAGCAUCUUCUUUCGGGUAGCGCACAACGUGCGAGAGAUGGAGGCGUACUGCAAUGCGCUCUGUCAGCUGCGCGCCCUGCUCUACCUGGCGCAGCGCAUGCUGCAUGACAACAGCCACGGAAACCUGUUCUUCCAGGAUGAAAGUGGCCUCAGCGAGAGUUUCGUCCGGGAAUACGCCUCCAUGCAUAAAGGAUGCUUCUAUGGCCGCUGCCUAGGUUUUCAGUUUACACCGGCCAUCCGACCAUGUCUUCAGACCAUCGCUAUCGGCCUCGUGGCCUUUGGCGAAAACUACAAGCGUCAUAAGUCAGGAAUAGUGGACGCAGGAGGUAUUGCACCGUAUGGUGUGGCAGCCAGCUCUUUCUUUACUUCGGGCAAGUAUGCCAUCGACCCGGAGCUGAGGGGGGCAGAAUUUGAACGGAUAACUCAGAACCUGGAUGUACAUUUCUGGAAGGCCUUCUGGAACAUCACAGAGACGGAGGUCCUGUCGAGUCUUGCUAGUAUGACCUCUACUCAAGUCAAGGUGAACAGAGCGCUUUCUGUGCCUCCUGUGCCCUUUGACCUUCCUCUAGCCACAAACCACAGAGCGUCUGUAACGAUAGCUCCACCUUCUGCGCACAUCGGCCCCGCUCCUGUUCAGAUGAGACUCAUUUCUUAUGAGUUGCGUGAAGGACAGGACAGCGAGACUCUGCUAUCUCUGUCUCGAUCUGAGGGAGGUGCUAUUUCUCUGUCCCUGGGGUUGAAGACCAAGCGCCUCCCUUCUUCUCCCUGCCUUCUCAUCCACUUCCAUGGGGGAGGCUUUGUGGCACAGACCUCAAAGUCCCAUGAGCCUUAUUUGAAGAGCUGGUCCCAGGAACUUGGUGUUCCCAUCCUGUCGGUGGAUUACUCUCUGGCCCCUGAAGCCCCUUUCCCACGGGCACUUGAAGAGUGUUUCUAUGCCUACUGCUGGGCUCUAAGAAACCACCAUCUACUUGGAUGGACCGGAGAGAGAGUGUGUUUGGCCGGUGACAGCGCGGGGGGCAACCUGUGUGUGACCACGUCGAUGCGCGCCGCCGCCUUUGGCGUGCGAAUGCCAGAUGGCCUGGUGGCGGCCUACCCAGCUACCCUGCUGACGGCCUACGCGUCACCCUCCCGUCUGCUUACACUUAUGGAUCCCCUGCUGCCGCUCAGCGUGCUCUCCAGGUGUCUCAGUGCCUACGCAGGUAAUGAGCCGCAGACCGAGAAGCAGGUAGAAAAAGUGAGCACGUUGAGCCUGGUGAGGAGAGAUACGGCCCUGCUGCUGCGAGAUUUCCAACAGGGAGCCUCUAACUGGAUCCAAUCUCUGCUGGAUCCCAACAGAGCAUCAGCCUCCUCCAACACAUCUGCCAAGACGACACCAGCAACCCUCGAUACAUCGACAAGCGAUACAGUGAGAAAAAGCGUCUCUGCAGCUUCCAUCUCCUCUCCUCACGCCGACCCGCCUGUUCCCAACGAGCCGUCGCCGCUGCCCGGCAGAAAAUUAUCUGUGAAGAGCAAGACGUGCCAGGACUUGGAAUCCCACAGCAGUCCUGUCCCCCAGAGUUCUCCGCUGAUGUCUGAGCACGCUGUAGAAGACGUGAGUUUCUUUCUCUGCAGGGACAGUGACCCCUCCGUGUCCGACGACCUGUCCUCUGUGGCCAUCCCGCCCCCGGCCGUAGAAGAGGGAUCGGAGCUGCCGCACCCGAGGGAGUUCCCUCUGGGCUUUGAGCCGCUGCGCUCGGAGCAGCUCGCUGAAAUGAGGCUGCAGAGCUCUCCGGUCGUCAAGGAUCCUUUCUGCUCACCUCUUCUGGCUCCUGACAGCAUGCUGAAGGGGCUGCCGCCUGUACACAUAGUGGCUUGUGCGUUGGACCCCAUGCUGGACGACUCUGUGAUGUUUGCCAAGCGUCUGAGGAGCAUCGAGCAGCCCGUAACACUGUGCGUGGUGGACGACCUCCCCCACGGCUUCCUCAGCCUCUCGCACCUCUCCAGGGAGACGAGGGAGGCCGCCAACGUCUGCGUGGAGCGAAUCCGCUCCGUCUUCAACCAGGAGGACACGCCCCCGGAGCCACGCAAGCACCGCAAGCUGGAGCGGACUGACAGGCGGGAACUGAGACCUUCUGAAGAAAACGGUGCUCUCCUUCCCGACCCCAUUGUCGACCCAAAGGCAGCUGUCGGGAGAGGGUCUAAAAUCUCUGAUGGGGAGGGCUUGGUUGCUGUGGCAGCCCAAAAUAACACUGACGCCGGUGGCAUCGGUGCUUAAAUGAGGUUUGGGGUUGGGGAGGGGGAGGCUGCGGUUCACCCACAGGAGUGAAUAGAGAGAGAGAGUAAAUGAAAGUCAGACUGAUGUAGGCAGCGCAACUCCUAAAUGAGAAAUGAAGGCAGCAUCUUAGGAAAACAGAAAGAGGAGUGGGAGGGGGGGCAGUCUGGGGGAAAAAAAAAUGCUCAGUGUUUGAACAAUAAAUAAAAGGAGGUGGAGCGCUGAAAUGUAUCUCCUUCUGCUUCGCGAUUCUUACCACUCGUCUGCGCGCCAUUAUGCACCAACGCAAAUCUGGCAGACAAAACGAACACGCCCACAAAAAGGCAGUCAUGUUUCAGAAUGAGAUGAUAAUUUAAAAGCUUCUCAGAUCAAAGACCAAUACUCACACACACACACAGAGCAGCACACACACAGAGCAGCACACAUACUUAAAGGAGUCGCUGUUAGGCAGGCGAAGCUCAGACAUAAAGCACAAGCAGCGCUGCUACGACGACGCCUGAAUAGGUGAUUCAUCUGGGCCGCGGCAGGCCCUAAUCAGAUAGCCGUGGACACACUGUACGCUUCAUCCGCAUCAAUGUGGCCACUUGUCCUUUAGGAAUCCACUCUAAAUCACACUAAAUAACUCCACGUUGUCUUCUCCAUUAUGCCUGUUUGGGAGUCAAUAUAGCUCACUUUGUGGGUCGUAACUGUGUUGACUCUCUCCAAAUAGAAUAACGAAGCUAAACACAACAAACCAAAAGUCUCCAAGCUAAAGGAAUUGAUUUACUUGCUUUCUUGAGAAUUACUUUUUUUUUUUAUCAUAUUUUGAACUUUAUGCAGGAGUGUUUUUUAUUAUUUAUGUCAGGUUAUGAACUCCUGAGUUCUAACUUGUUUAAACUUUAAACGUAUAUUUUAAUAUAAGCUUUUGCUGUUUUUUGUUUGUUUUUUUUUAUUUGUUUUUUUAUAGUGAAUGUUUCAAAAAUGAGUGGUGAGUUAAAGCAUUAAUACUCCCUGAACUUUCAUAUUUUUGCCAUGCGUUGACCAUAAUGUAACCCGUUGGGAUUUGAAGUGAUGGACGAAAGGCGGCUUAAAAUCAUGAAGUUUAAAGAAAAUGAUUCAUGGUUUCCAAAAGACUCCAGACUUUCGCAGCAUGUUUCGACCAGUUUUGCUCGAAGUGGAAUUCACAGAACAACACUUUACAAAUGUAAAUAAUAAAUUAGAUUCAAGGUUUAAAACUGUCUUAUACAUGGAAAUAUUUGAAUCUAAACUAUUCAGUUGUACUUUUAGCUUUAUGAUGAGGUUUAUUGUCCUGCUGGAAGUGUUAUCUUUAGCCUUUUGCUUCCUCUAGCAGGUUUUCUUACAAUUUGUCCUGUGUUUAGCUUGCGUCCUGAGACCAGGUAUUUUGGAGCACACGCCAGGUAGUUGUCCUGUUAAUGCAUCGUUCCAUUUGAGUUGCAGCUCCUCCAUUGUUCCCAUCUGCCUCCUGGUUGCUCCUCUGAUUAAUAAUGACAUUUUAGUUUAGAUGAACAUCCACGACUGUGUAAUUAUGUCGUUCCCGUUCCAUGUUUUUUUGGAUGACGGGUUGAGCAGACAUCCAUGAUGCUAAGAGUUUUACUUGUGACAAUUUUGAAAACCAUGUAUCAUUUUCUUCCCACUUCACAAUAUGCUAGUCACCAAAUUAUGUGUGGUUGUUGGGUGACAACAAAGCAAAAUUGUUCCAGAGAUGUUAAUACGACAGCGAGGCACUGGACAGAUUUGUUGCUUUAGACCAAACUGCUGACUUCUCUGGUCUUUUCACUUAGGCUUAUGCAGAACAAAGCAGAGUUAUCAGAAGGAGAGGAUGAUAAAUAUUACAAUACGGACACAGUGUUCCAUCUCACUGCCGCCUUUGGCAUUUGUAGUGUUGUAUUAGUAAUGCAGAGACUCGAACAAAGAUGCAUUCAAGUGAAAACAAACAAAUUCAAGGAAAUUGUUGCCCCCUCUCUCUGCAAGUCGUGGUUCUUGAUUUUCUUCAGCCGGGUGAAGUGUUUUUAAUCAUUUUAAUAUUUCAGGAUUGGAAGCAGUCGCUUGGCUUCCCAGCCCCGCUAAGAAACGGAGUUCAAAAGAGUGGAACUGUUAAAGAAAAGUCCAAGUCUCAGCUGUCCGUACACAUUCUAAACUCGAUGGAACAGUUUUUCUUGCGAGUUGUCAGAUUUUUCUCUGCUGGUUUCAGUGUCCAACCAGAGCGCUCUCAAGCCUCGGGAUUUAUGACCUGACAGCUUGUUUGUUUUGUUUUCCGUAACAAGUCGGAGGCUUUUAGGCAAAUCUCGAGAACCCCUGCUGUGAAAAACAAUUGCUGGAAGACGAAAAAAAAAACCCCACUGACACAUUUUUGCACACUGGUUCAGAUAUUUUCACUCCCUAACAGCUACAAUUGCGGUUGUCGCUGUUUUUGAUUACUUGAGGACACUUUUCUGCAUACACAGCCAUCCAAGUACUUUAAAAUGUACCGGUGGAUAAAGGAUGGCGAUGUUACUUUGUUCCCUUCUGUUGAUGGAUUGCAUACUGAAAAGUAUGAAAUAUAUGUGUUGAUUUAAAAAAAAAAAAUGCACAUGUGGUUGCCAACAGUGGCUGUCUGUGACUGUCACUGCUCUGGUAGCAGACCAAAGGUUGCCAGGUCUGCAGAGAAGGAUGCUGUUUGAUGAAUAGGAUUUAGCUGAUGCUCUGACUCUGAAAUCCUUCCCCCCCGUAGAAGUGCUGGAUUUUCGGCUGCAGUCAUGCUACAGGAUUAGACCGUACUCUGCUCUGUCAGCUUCAAGUACUUACUGCAAUAUUUUUAGUCAGAUUGACGGAAAGAAUAAUACACUUAGCCUCUCAGGUUUGGGGCUGAAGUUUGAACUUGUUUUUGAUAGUUGCUAUUAAUCUGCAGUUUCCCUGCAGAGUUGGUUUAUUCUGAGUUUGAGCUUUUACAUGUUUGUUCGUUUUGCUUGCUGCUUAUCGACAAUUCAGUCGACCUUUGUGUCAUGUUUUAUCCAUAGAUGACACUGUAAAUUCAGUGGACUAUUCAUAGCCUUUGCGUAUCGCCAAUCCUCAUUGGGACCUAUUGUUCUGUCUGUAAUUUGAUGUGCUUAGACUUCUUUACCAAAACUAAGAGCGACACUCCAAAUGGACAAGAAGAACUGUGUUGGUUGAAAUGUGUCAAACUCUUUCACCUUCAGUGUAUUGACCCUCAUAUGCCUCAUAAUACUUAUCUGUUGUGCUUCAUGAGAGCAGGUGAUGGACCAGAAUACUUCUGAGGUGAAUCAUAUCUGUGUUUAGUGCUGCGUUUAGGGUUCAAGCACUGGCAAAGCUAUGGAUUUAUAAUUGGAGUGUCUGUAGCUUUAAACUGUUAUCUCAGUGCAAUGCUUAGUAUUGCUGACUCAUAUUCGGUUAUAAACGUUGUUGCGGUUCAAUGUAAACAUAUUUGUAUGUUCAAAUGGUUGUUUGGCUUAAAAUUUUGUUAGACCUAUCCUGAUUUUUGGUCAAGUGCAAUGCAAAGUGCAAUAUCCUUACUUCAGGUGGUGUUUGGUAAGGUUGCAUAGGUGGUUACUUUUCAGGAUUUUUCUUUCCAAAGUCUUUGCUCUUGAAGUCAGAAGUGAGAUGAUGCCGAUUAUUAUAGUGCAAUACUCUUCAGUCGCCUCCAACUUGGGCUUCACAUGUAAAAUGUAAACUUAUAUCUAUGAAAACACUAACUGUUCAACCUGAUGGCUGCUUUUAUAAACGCAACAGUUCAUUAUAUUUACCUCAAUCGCUUCAUAGGAAUGUUUCAUGAUGGCUGGAAAGAGUAGGUUGGAGUACAGAACCAAAGAGGGCAGCCAGUCCAGGAAUUGAUGUUCUCUCCUUGCUGUUUAAUGUUUUUAGCUGUUAACAUUACAUCGCAGGUGCUGGUGUGUAGAAUAACCUGUCUGCACUCCAUAUGCAAAUUGUGCUGCAUCAUUUCAGCUGUAGGAAAUGUUCAACAAAAUAAGUUAAUACAUAAGCAAUAGACUGGAAAAGGUAUAACCAUCUUUUCUUUAAACAUUACUCUGUUGGAAACACCACAAGUGCAAACCUGUGAAUAACACACAAAAAAAGUAAACUAUAGAUGAUUCAUGUAGAUAUUUUUACUUUUAUGUAUGUUAAUCAGAUUGAUUAUUUUGUGACUGCAUUUACUUUGCAGGUUCCAUAACAGAUUGAUGUAUGUGACGAACCAUGAGGUGAAUUUCUUCUUUUGCUGAUUUUUAUUGAAAUAAUGAAAUAAAUAUAUUCUCCCAUAA